GAGACCUAUCUUGCUUCCAAGCGGUGUGUCGUCCCCGUUUCGUCACAAAACCAACGUGAAUGCCAAGAGCUGAAGGCAGCAACGUAGUGACGUAUCUCUGCAAAGGUGUUCUUGCGCGCGUAUGUUUUCUGUGUUGCUGAGGAACUUGAAGAUGGCUUGUGUCACCACAUCUUCAAUACAGCAAUCAUGCCGGCUGCAUUUCACGCCGGCCGGACCUCAACGUUGCAAUCAGAAGCCGCUCAGCUUGGUGCAAUCCAACUUAUCUGUUGAAGGCUUCCGCAGGCUGGCUCUUGACUGGCGAGUGUUGAGAACGACGGCCAGUAAAGUGGGCAGCCCCAACAGGAAGGAAGACGCUUUGCCUACCAGGGUUCGUUUUGGGGGAAAAACACAAGCGGCUUGUUGCCUCAGAAGUCCAUUGGCAACCAGCUCAAUGGCGGCCGACCUCCACACGCCUCAUCUUCCACACGGUGACUCUCUCCGGGCGCCCGUACAUGCGUCUCGUCCGCAAUGCACCUCUAGCGCGGCCCCCGCCCCGGCCCCUGUGGACGAGACCGGGCGGCCCCUGAUCAAGCUGGAGCAGCUGGUGCGGGGCCGGUCCUUUGCUGACGUCAGCCGCCUGCUGGAGAGUCCGCCAUACGGGUUACGCGUGCGGGAGAGCGUGGCGCUGCCAGAACUGUACAGCGUGUCGUACGACAUGCUCGCCAUUAUCCGCAAAGAGUCCACGUGGCAGCUGCCCGAGGUGCGGCAGGCGCGGGGGAUCAUUCUGGAGAAGGAAACCAACAGGGUGGUGUGCCGGCCGUUUGACAAGUUCUUCAACGCGGGGGAGCCGGACCAGAAGCGAGAUCCUCUCGAUUGGGCCACGGCGCGCGUCUACGAAAAGCUCGACGGCUCUCUCAUGAAAGCCUACUUCUACAAGGGCGCGUGGCGGGUCGCCACCAACCGGACCGUGGACGCCUCGGACGCGAAGAUCCACAUGGCAUCUAGCGACCGGACGUUCCGGGACGUGUUUGACGAAACGUGGCCGCAGUUCCCGGCGGGGCUGCACCCCGACUAUACUUACAUGUUCGAGCUCUGCCAUCCUGAGACGCGGGUGGUGGUGCCGCACGCGCAGGGCCGGCUGGUGUACCUGGGCGCGCGACACAUGCCGACCCACCGGGAGGUCUUCCCCGAGGACCUGCCCGUCCCCGGGCUUGACCUGCCCCAGCGCUUCGACAUCGCGUCCGAGGAGGACUGCCUCGCCUUGGCCGCCAAGCUGCCCUUCUCGGAGGAGGGCUUCGUGGCGGUAGACUCCAUGUUCCGGCGCGCCAAGAUCAAGAGCCCCGCCUACCUGUGGCUGGCGCAUGCCGGCUCCAACCCGAGCAAGGACCUGCGUACCGUGGUCUUCAACGUCCUCCUACAGGGAGAGGUCAGCGAGGCGUCCCUUCUGCCCGGGAUCGGCCCACUCUUCGAGCCAAUGCAAGUCGCUCUCGACCAGCUGCUCGACCACGUGCUGGAGGCCUGGACGAAGGUGAAGGACAUUGAACUGCAAAAAGACUUCGCCUUGACGCUCCAGAAGGACUACCGCCACGUGAUGAGCAUGUUCUUCCACCUCCGGAAAGAAGUGCAGCGCCGCGCCACUGUGCUUCCACCCAACCCCACCUUAAGUGACGCCGACGUCAAGCAGAUGGCUAUGGAAUAUUGGCUGGCGUCCCAAGACGAGGGGGCGGCCGUGAAAGCGGCCCUGGCCUUCGAGAUAGCACUGCCGGAGAUCUCGCAAACAAUGCUAGAUGGGUUUUACGUCCGCCAGGGAGCCGUGCAGGCAGACUUGGACGCCGCCCGUCUGGAAGAGGAAUAAUGUUUGAUCAUCUUUCGCCUGACAAGAUGGGUAUUACCCUUGACUACUGUAGGGAGCGAGAUUUGCUGCCAAGCAACGUGCAUGAGGCGUCAGGGAUCGAUGGCAGAGUUUUUAUGUCCUUCUCGAUGCUUGUAGCAAAUCAUUGUCAGAGCAGCCACGUUGAGGAUGGUGUUAACCUGAAGCCCGGAGGCGCGUGAAUCUUCCUUGUUUCUAACCGAUAUCAACGAGGCAUGUCGGCUGCAAGUGAUGUCCAAUAAGAACUAUUGUUUUAAAACUCCUGUAAUUCAAGGCCGGGCAGUGUACCUAGAAAUUAGCAAUAUUGACCUGUAUGGAUCGGCCGUUUGUGAUUGCUGAUUGCCAGGCAGACGCGCUUCGGUGAAUCGAAGCUGGUGGACGGCACCUGGGACACAUGCACCCUUUGAAACUAGAUCCUCAAUGGUGCAUGCAGGCAGACUGUAAUUGCAGUGGCUAGGCGGAAGUGACCGAAUAUGUUUCAAUUGCCACGUACA
This is a messenger RNA of Klebsormidium nitens, 2343 nucleotides long. The record is from the annotation of a GenBank genome assembly. NCBI's taxonomy places the organism in Eukaryota, Viridiplantae, Streptophyta, Klebsormidiophyceae, Klebsormidiales, Klebsormidiaceae.